Molecule: messenger RNA, 700 nt
Organism: Periophthalmus magnuspinnatus
Lineage: Eukaryota; Metazoa; Chordata; Actinopteri; Gobiiformes; Gobiidae
Gene: cfap418
Product: cilia and flagella associated protein 418
Exons: 6
Coding region: 62-685 (207 amino acids)
Cellular component (GO): cytosol
Source: RefSeq, a predicted model, not a curated record
UACGGCUGUAGCAGUAGCAUGCUAGUUAGCUGUGAUGCUAGGUCCCGGGUAAGUGGUGAAAAUGGGCGAUGAUCUGGACACUUUACUGGACGAAGUGGAGCGGAAGUUCUGUGGAAAAGUGUCGUUAUCCGCGGAGGAUGCACACGGCGCAGGAGCGGGACAGAAGCACGAAAAACACGGAGACGAGCAGAGAAACAGAAGUUCCAAGUGUAAAGUCCCAGUGACAAGUGACAGUGAUGAUCUUGAUGCUUUUAUAGACAAGCUACUGGAGGAAGGCUCUGGGGCAUUCGCUCCUGCAAAAACAGAAACCUCCUCCAAAGGCGCUGCUGUUGUGAAGAAACUAUCCAGUCAUUCCGGGGGUAGAAAAUGUUGUCCAGUUUUCAUUGGAGGCAGUUCAGUCCAAAGUGGAAUCGGAACAGCAACAUCUAAAAGGUCAUGUGAUCAGUUGCGGUGCACGUCAUGUGACUUCGGCGUCCUGGUGUUUGACGACUGUGAGUGGGACCGGAGCUGCGAUUACCUCUUCUUCAGGAACAACGUGCCGGAGCGCUUGAAGCUUCAGCCAAAACUGAGGAGGAGACAUGGGGCCAGGUCGUACUGCUGUCAGUGCCACUGGACCUCUGUCAGCGAGCUGAAGGAGCUGACGCCACCGCUGACAUGGGUGUGUGCCGGGAAACACCAGGACUGAAACAGGUCGGAACCA